Molecule: messenger RNA, 1230 nt
Organism: Eucalyptus grandis
Lineage: Eukaryota; Viridiplantae; Streptophyta; Magnoliopsida; Myrtales; Myrtaceae
Product: rac-like GTP-binding protein ARAC7
Exons: 7
Coding region: 259-888 (209 amino acids)
Biological process (GO): regulation of cell shape; small GTPase-mediated signal transduction; cortical cytoskeleton organization
Cellular component (GO): cytoplasmic vesicle; cell projection; plasma membrane
Molecular function (GO): GTP binding; GTPase activity; protein kinase binding
Source: RefSeq, a predicted model, not a curated record
GAGAAACCAAAAAGUGCAGACUGCAGUAGCUGAAAGACCCUUUGACUACAAGCCACUCUCUCUCUCUCUCUCUCUCUCAUUUAAUUUCUUGGAUUCUUGAACUACAAAGAGCCUGGCAGCAACAACUCUGGAACGACCCAGAUGCUACUUUGUCCUUGUUUCUCUCUCACUCUUCCAUCUGUGCAAGCUUCUUUUUCCCAUUGAGAGUGUUCUAACUGAGAGCUCGAGUUCCUUGCUGAAGAGGGUUUGAGGAGGAGGAUGAGUGCUUCCAGGUUCAUCAAGUGCGUCACCGUCGGAGAUGGGGCUGUGGGCAAGACUUGCAUGCUCAUCUGCUACACCAGCAACAAGUUCCCAACAGAUUAUAUACCGACCGUGUUUGACAAUUUCAGUGCCAAUGUGGCUGUGGAUGGGAGCAUUGUUAACCUGGGACUUUGGGACACUGCAGGUCAGGAAGAUUACAGCAGAUUGAGGCCGUUGAGUUACAGAGGGGCAGACAUAUUUGUGUUAGCCUUUUCGCUAAUCAGUAGAGCUAGCUAUGAAAAUGUCCUAAAGAAGUGGAUGCCUGAGCUCCGGCGGUUUGCGCCUAAUGUUCCCGUCAUUCUUGUGGGAACGAAGUUAGAUCUUCGCGAGGACAGAGGGUAUUCAGCUGAUCACAUGGGAUCUAACAUCAUAACAACUGCUCAGGGAGAGGAGCUCCGCAAGCAAAUUGGUGCUGCAGCUUAUAUCGAGUGCAGCUCAAAGACUCAGCAGAAUGUUAAAGCUGUCUUUGAUACGGCAAUCAAGGUGGUUCUUCAACCUCCGAGAAGGAAAGAAAUGCCAAGUACUAGAAGGCCUCGGAGAUCAGGCUUUGCGAUUGCGAGCAUCAUGUGCGGAGGUUGUGUAGCUUAAGAUGUCUGGAGUCGAGACUGGCAACUGACCUCUCUCAGAUGGUUAGCAAAUGCUUGGCAAAUCACUUGCCAGGGAAACGGGCAGAAAGAAGAAGAUUGCCUUGACCGACUGUGUUUAGUUGUGUAGGCUGUAGCUGCUGCAAUAUUAGAAGGGGUUAGAGAGAUUACUUAGUAGUGUUUAGGAGGGAAUUGUUCAUUCUCUCACGUACUGCCUACUACUACGUUUCUUCCUGUCCAUGGCUUUACCUUAGUGCACUGUUUCUUGUCAUGUAUCGACAUGUUAUGAGAUGGAUUGGCUAUUUCUUUCGAUAUAUCGACCCCAUAAAACCCCUCUGUUAGCUCC